GCUACAGCGCAGUUCGCAGAUUACGCUCGCGAUCGUGUGUCUUUGUUCUAUGGACCAGGCCGUUUGAUGUUGGCAAGGUUGCGAUCAGAGCUCAACUUACUGUAAGGGAGACCGCGGCUCUCUUUGUUUGUGGUUAGGCUACCUGUUGCUGUUGUCAACUCGACGCCCGGGCUUCGUCCAGCCAGCUAGUGUACAAACAUGUCAGCAGCCAGAAUGGAUGAGGAGAAACUGACUCUUCUGUCGCUGCCCGACGAGCCGAUGCUGGAGGUGCUCUCCUACCUGUCGAUCGAGGACAUGUUCGCCGCCGUACAGGCUUGCCCCCGGCUGCGCGAGCUGACCAAGACGCACCUGUCGCUGUGGCGGGGGAAGUGGUUCGAGGUCGAAGACGUCGACGAACUCUACAGACGGCUGCUCGUGUCUCCUAACGUGGACCGGUUGACUACCUUUUGUCACUGCAUGGAGACGAUUACAGCCGAUUUUAGUGACACCUGUACCGUCUGGGGGCCCAACGCCCGCACCUGUCUCACGGUUCGCAACGUGGAGGACAUCGGCAGCCUCGUGUGGACGCUGGGGGGCGGGCUGAGGCACGUCACGCUAACCGUGUGCAAGGAGGACCUGCCUUUGAGCUUGUUGAAAGAGGCCCCCGGUCUGGAGAUCUUGUACCUCAUUUUCAAGGGUAAAGGACGAGCGACGGGCAUGUGGCCACAGGGGGUGGUGCUGCCCAGACUCCGAUAUGCUGUAUUCGAUUGCGAGCCCUCGGCAGCCUUCAGCAGAUCCACGCUCAAGGCCUUACGCAGCCUGUUGCAAGCACACAGCGGGCAGCUGUGGUCCGUGUCCGUCGACUCUCCGCGACUGUUGCCGCUCCUGAGCUCGUGCCCAAGCGACCUGUACGAGCUGAACGUGGUGGUCGGUGAGGGCUUGUUCGCGAGCCUGCGACGGCUGCACGGGCUGAAGCGGCUCCGGGUGGACUUCACCUAUGACAAUGAUUCAGUAGAAGAGGUGGAGAACUUAUUGAAGUCCUGGUCGGGCCCACUCGCAGGCCUGGAGCUGUAUCAUUUCCGCCCUGGAAUGGUGCGUGACCUUGGCUUGUAUGGCCUUUCAAGCCUCCAGAAACUCGUCCUGGAAACGCCCAGAAAUCAGGAGUACGACUUGGGCCCGGCGCUGGCGCGCCUGCCCCGCCUGCGCUGGCUCGGCCUGGUCCACGUGCCGCUGCUCGAGGUACUGCGCGGCAUCCAGCACGCCGCCAUCCCCGCCCUCGAGAUGCUCUCCAUGGCGGCCGUGGCGCCCUGCUAUCGUUACCGGUGCUGGUUCGAAGACUGCAAGAUCGUUGCGCGGCACCUGCCUGUGCUGCAGGACCUCGUGCGCCGUGCGCCAAUGUCGCUGCACGUCGUGUUUCGGGAGUCUUGCGACCAUGGCCAAGACUCGUUCACGUGCCGCGUCCUCCACAAGCACUCGCCAGCCGAGUCGAGCUGUUGCGCCCUCUGCACCGAGGCGAAGGAUGUUUACCGCACUUAUCACAGCUCACCAGACGACACCUUCAAAGUGAAUUUUGUGCAAGUAGUAUAGAAAUAAAUGGAGGGAAAGUACAAAUGGUUAUUUGUGCCACGAA
Frankliniella occidentalis (western flower thrips) is the source of this 1609-nucleotide messenger RNA. RefSeq lists its product as uncharacterized. Lineage: Eukaryota; Metazoa; Arthropoda; Insecta; Thysanoptera; Thripidae. Gene Ontology annotation, molecular function: protein binding. The transcript has 7 exons. The coding region runs from base 199 to 1566 and encodes 455 amino acids. The record is from RefSeq and is a predicted model, not a curated record.